UUUUCUUGUCGACGGACUUACUUGAGAGGACCACAAACACAAACCUCUUCCCCCACGUGAGUUUGGUAAACGUGUGGCGUGAAAUCACGUCGUCCUCCUUCUUAUUCAGUAUUACUUAAAUAACACAUUCUAGCCAUAUGGUUAUUGCAAGUGAAACCAUGGAACUAAUAGACGAGGACGAGAUGCUCGGCGAGGAAUCAGAAGACGAAUACAGCGAAUUAUCCGACAGUGAGCUCCAAGAAGCUUUUGCAAAAGGCUUGUUGAAACCUGGAAUGAACUUGGUGGUGGACAAAUCCAAAAAGUACGCCAAUAAUGCGGAGGGUUUGAAACAGUGCUUGGGAGACUUGAAGAGAGACCUUCCCUGGGUAGAGAGAUUGGACCGUACCAACCCACCAGUUGAUGAUAUCUUUGCCAAGACUGGAGGUAAAAUACCAAAUGCCAACAAUGGAGACGUCGAUGCAGAGGAUGAUUUCCAGAGGGAAAUGUUCUUCUACCGUCAAGCUCAAGCAACAGUUCUUGCUUCCUUGCCCCUCCUGAAGAAACACAACAUUUCCACCAAGAGGCCCAAUGACUACUUUGCUGAGAUGGCCAAGUCUGAUCAGCAAAUGCAGAAGAUCAGGAAAAAGCUGCUUGCAAAGCAGGCAGUGCUGGAGAAGUCGGAGAAGGCCAAGAAGAUCCGCGAACAAAGGAAGUUUGGCAAAAAGGUCCAAGUACAAGUGAUCCAAAAGAGACAGAAGGAGAAAAAGGCAAUGAUGUCCGCUGUUAAGAAAUACCAGAAAGGAAUGAUUGACAAGUUGGAUUUCUUGGAAGGAGACAAGACAGCAACGAAAGACACUCCUAAGAGUUCCAACAAAGCAAUGAACCAGAAAGGAGCCAAUGCCAAGAGGAAAUAUAAGGAGCAGAAGUUUGGCUUUGGAGGCAAGAAGAGCGGAAAGAAGUGGAACACCAAAGAAAGUUUCAAUGAUGUUUCCAGUUUCCGUGGCAAGGUGGCUCAUGGAAAGGGGGCAAAAGGAGGGAAGAAAGGAAAGGGAGGGAAACAAAAUAAACGUCCAGGCAAGUCUGUACGCAAGAAGAUGAAGUCUCGCUCAUGAAAACAAGACUGAGGUUUUUCAAAAGGACUUGAACUUUGCUUUUAGGGUGAAUUUCCCAACAGCUGGUCUUGAAGACACACAAGAAAGUUGACUUUGGGAAGUUUUGCUGAAUCAUUCUUCUGUAAGGUGUGUGUAAAGGUUCAAGAGGUACAUACAAGUAAGGAAGACAUUCUGCUGUGUAACUGGCCAUGUACAUUCAACGACAAAUAUUUUCUCAACGCUGUUAAAAAUAAAAUCUCCAUCCCCUUAAGUGUAGUUGUAACAAAAUCUCUGUCCACAUAAAUACACAUUUACUAACUGGCAUGUGUAUUUUGACCAAUCAGAAGCCUUGGUGACACAUCAAUAUAUAUAUGUACAUUAGCUUUAAAAUCAGCACACACUUGUAUAUAGCCCAGGAAAACUCAUGAAUGUUCCUUAUAACAUGCUGCACACAAUGGCACCAAUAAGUCUAUAGCUUCAUGUUAUUUUGUUAAAUAAGGUUUCAAAACAUUUUAUGUGAAAACCAAAAAGCUCAGUUUUACCUGUCCACACUAGUUUUUUUAACAUCUGCCCAAUUUAACCUGUGGAAAAAUAUUCAUAUUCAUGUAGACAUGGCCUAAGGAGGCUGUUGCUGGAAUGUGGAACAUACUUUCAUGAUUUGUGCAACUUUUGCAAUAAUUAUGAAAUGGCAAACUUUAUCUUUAUUAAAUAUCAUAUAUGGAUAUUUUCCCUAUUGUGCUAAACUGAGAGGUAAACACCACAAUCUCCCUGCCCUUCCAUUAACUUUGUUUUUGCCUUCUCAGCGUGUUGAUUGUCUCCCAUGUGACCUGACAUUUUUAAUAAUACUGAGCAAGUGUCACUUUUGCUCUUUGCCUUUCAUUAGUAUGUGACAAUAAUUGCUUUAUAUAAAGACCAUCCCAAUA
Molecule: messenger RNA, 1993 nt
Organism: Nerophis lumbriciformis (worm pipefish)
Lineage: Eukaryota; Metazoa; Chordata; Actinopteri; Syngnathiformes; Syngnathidae
Gene: ebna1bp2
Product: EBNA1 binding protein 2
Biological process (GO): ribosomal large subunit biogenesis; rRNA processing
Cellular component (GO): nucleolus; preribosome, large subunit precursor; nuclear periphery
Source: RefSeq, a predicted model, not a curated record